AUGUCUAUCCAAGCAAACGGAAGUACGCCCUCACAGGCCUUCAGCAACUCACCCUUUCGCACCCGUGCGGAUCUGCAAGCUGCAUGCCGCGCACUAUUGGACCCUUUACUUCCCCUCUUUACUCCAGGUGGCAGUCGCGUGAAAAUCGGAACCUCAACAACCCGCUUCGACGAGGGCGGCGCCCAAAUCGAGGGCUAUGCACGACCACUCUGGGCUCUGGCAUCUCUGCUUGCGGGAAAUUAUGACUACGUCGAGGCUGCGCGCUGGCGCGAAGGAAUCAUAAACGGCACUGAUCCGGACCAUGUUGAAUUUUGGGGUAAUAUAGAAGAUUCGGAUCAGCGUAUGGUUGAGAUGUGUCCUAUUGGAUUCACACUUGCUGUUGCGCCGCAUGUCUUUUGGGAGCCGUUGACGCAGGCCCAGAAGGAUAAUGUGACUAAUUGGCUUGCGAGUAUCAAUGCACGGGAAAUGCCUAAUACAAAUUGGCUUUGGUUUCGGGUCUUCGCGAAUCUAGGUCUACGGAAGAAUGGUGCUUCUUACUCUCUUGCACGCAUCGAAGCCGAUAUGGAUCAUUUGGAUACUUUCCAUGUCGGUGGAGGCUGGAGCAAUGAUGGGCCUAAAAGUCAUCAUCAGAUGGACUAUUACUCGGGUUCUUUCGCUAUUCAAUUCUUGCAGUUGCUCUAUUCAAAGCUGGCUGGCGAUUUCGAUCCCGAGAGAGCUGAGAGAUAUCGUGAGCGAGCCAAGGAGUUUGCGAAGGAUUUCGUGUACUACUUCAACCCAGACGGUCGGGCCAUACCGUUCGGCCGAUCUCUAACCUAUCGCUUCGCCAUGGUUGGAUUCUGGGGAGCUCUGGGCUUCGCAGAUGUGGAACUGCCAGGACCAUUGACCUGGGGUGUAGUUAAGGGACUAUUAUUACGGAACUUCCGCUGGUGGGCGACACAAGAAGACAUUUUCAACAAUGACGGCACUCUCAAUCUUGGCUAUUCAUAUGCGAAUAUGUACCUGACUGAGAACUAUAACUCGCCUGGAUCUCCAUAUUGGUGCUGUCUCUCCUUUAUUCCGUUGGCGUUACCUGAAUCGCAUCCAUUCUGGGCCUCGGAAGAAGAGCCAUACCCCUCCUCCUUACCGGAAAUUGUUGCUCUCAAAUAUCCCAAGCAUAUAAGUAUACGUCGAGGAGGUCACUCAUUCCUCCUUUCCUCUGGACAAGCGUGCCACUACCCAAUGAGAGCUACGCAGGCCAAAUAUGGGAAGUUCGCAUAUAGUUCUGCCUUUGGAUAUUCCGUGCCUACAGGUUCCUACCAGCUUGAACAAUUCGCGCCAGAUAGCAUGCUUGCAUUGUCUGAAGAUGGCGGGGAGUUUUGGCACACGAGACGACUUGCUGUGGAUGCUCAUUUUGAGGAGCCUGGCUCAGAUGGGACUCCGGUACUCGUGUCUAGCUGGAAUCCAUGGCCAGAUGUUGAGAUAGAGACGAUUCUCAUCCCACCGUCAGUCGAGACACCCAAUUGGCAUAUACGGGCACAUCGUGUGCACACAGGCCGAGCACUCAAAACCUCCGAGGGUGCUUUUGCUAUUUAUGGAUGCCGCAGUGAUAAUGGUCGGAUGCUUGGGCCUAUGAAAUCAGGUGAAUCGGAGGGUUCAGUGCAUGAUGAUCGUAGUGCAUUAGUGGUUUCAUCAGCUGGGGCUGUGGGCAUCACUGAGCUGUACUCUUCCAGCUCGCGGACAGGUCGAAUUGUGCUCGCCGACCCGAAUUCUAAUAUCAUUCAUGGGCGGACACUAUUACCUUCGUUGGGGAUUGAUCUUUCACCAGGUCAAGAUCUUUGGUUGGUAACAGCUGUCUAUGCCUUACCGGGUCAGGUCGAAAACUGGCGUACGCAGUGGGAUCAGAAACCGGCGAUUCCAGAGUGGCUGCUGAAGAGAAUAGAAGCAUGA
Penicillium waksmanii is the source of this 1926-nucleotide messenger RNA. RefSeq names its product glycoside hydrolase family 154 protein. The coding region runs from base 1 to 1926 and encodes 641 amino acids. The record is from RefSeq and is a predicted model, not a curated record. Lineage: Eukaryota; Fungi; Ascomycota; Eurotiomycetes; Eurotiales; Aspergillaceae. The transcript is spliced from 3 exons.